AUGGUAGCCUUAUUUCCCGUAGUCUGCGCCGCUCCGCUGAGCAAAGAGGUCAUGGAUCGGUUCAUUGAGCGAAAUGGCGACGUUAAAGAAGACGACCGGAGUCUUGUCUUUGUGGACAGCAUUGACGAAUACUACAAUGAGCCAUCACAGGCACCAAUCGAGAAUGACAGCAACCCAAAUUCUCCCUUCAUCGGAAAGACGCCCCAAGAAUGUCACCAACUGCUCUUGAAGCUUGUCGAAAAUACCGAGUCGGAAAUCAUGCCCAGCUACUUUGCCAUCCUGGACGAGAGGUCCACACGAGACGACACGGUCCUGCUCGUGUGUGCAGAGAGGGACCUCGACGAUGAAAUCUUGGGCUGGCCGACUGUCCGUGCGACCUUCCAGGCUUCGGCUGUCGCGCUGAUGCUUUAUCAUUCGGGACACAGCAGUGUAGCGGAGGAUGUGGAACGGGCUGAAGAUGAGCCCGAUCAUGUCUAUCGUGGGCAGUAG
Messenger RNA from Aspergillus candidus, 489 nucleotides. RefSeq lists its product as uncharacterized. The coding region runs from base 1 to 489 and encodes 162 amino acids. The transcript is spliced from 2 exons. Lineage: Eukaryota; Fungi; Ascomycota; Eurotiomycetes; Eurotiales; Aspergillaceae. The record is from RefSeq and is a predicted model, not a curated record.